AUGACCCCUCCAGCUCCAGCUUCCGCGGCUGUUGGAGCCUCCAAUUCUAAUUCCAGUACCCCGCGCCCGAGACGCGGUAGAGGCCGUGGUGGCCGCGGUCGACAGACAGCGAAUUCAGCUCAGGCUCAGACGCAAACGCAGACUCAGGCAGCACCGGACGCACAGCCUCACACUCAACGUCAACCGCCUACGGAGACCACACCGAACGGAGAUGCACCGCGUCCGCCGCGAGGACCGAGGGGAGGCAACAAGAGGGGCGGAAGAGGGGCAGGCGCGAGUCGUCGGCCACGCGGUGGCGAUCAGGCUACACUUCCCGCUGGACGGACCUUUGGAGGAAGAUUGACCAGGCCGGAGCAGGAGCAGGAUGGUCAAGCCAUACCGGGCGGUGACGGGGUGGAUGAGGCAGGGUUGAGGGCCGAUGCGCCUGUGUUUGUGCCUGGUGCUGCACCGGCGCAGCAGCAGCAACCAAGGGAAGAAGUUCCCAACGGUGCAGCAUCUGCGUCUGGUACUGGGAGAGGCAAGGGAAAAUCGAAGGCAAAGAACAAUAACAAUAACAGUGGUGGUAAUAUUCAGAAACAACCUCGGUCUCAGCCACCGCCGCCUCCGGCGAAAGUUACGACAAAAUCAACGGCUUCCGACAUCGCCACUCGAAUUCACGAGGAUAUUGCGUACAAUUUCGAGCUGGGAAAGAGAUCGCGUGUCUGGUCUUGCGGGCUCUGCUGGACGGUCUUCCAUUUGAGCUGCGGGGCGGCGGCUGCUCAGCGACAGGAUGGCGAGAAUGGGGAGAGUAGUGCGCCUCGCGCGUGGCGCUGUCCUGGUUGCAAUCUGCCUCAGGAAGAGGUUGAUCCGCGCUCGUUUCCUGGCCUGCCGCCGCACUCGUGUGGACAGACUUGCGCGAGGACGCGCAAAGGUUGUCCCCAUCCGUGUGAUGCGACUUGUCAUGCUGGGCCUUGUGCGCCUUGUACGGCUAUGGGGCCGACGCAGGAUUGCUUUUGUGGAAGGAACUCAUCGACAAAGCGUUGCCAGGAUACGGAUUAUGAGAACGGCUGGAGCUGUGGUGAGAUCUGUGGUGAUUUGCUACCUUGUGGAGAGCAUACCUGUCCCCGGCCGUGUCAUGAAGGCUUGUGUGGCUCUUGUGAAGAGAAGAUCGAAGCACGGUGUUACUGUGGAAAAGUACAGACCGAGAUGCUGUGCAGUUCGAAGGACGAAGAGUUGGAUAGUGAAUUGAUGCGGGAGGACGACAUUGAGGAGUGGACUGGCUGCUUUAGCUGUGGAGAUGAGUGCAGUCGCCCCUUUGACUGUGGUGUUCAUUUCUGCCAAAAAAGCUGCCAUGCGCAAGAUGCACAUCCGGCUCACUGUCCGCGAUCCCCGGAUGUGGUCUUUGACUGCCCUUGCGGAAAGACACCUCUGGACCAGAUUGCUGGCUAUUCACCCCGGACGUCUUGCGAGGAUCCGAUCCCGAAUUGCACCAAGCCUUGUGGAAAGCCGCUGGCCUGUGGACAUCCAUGCACCAAGGUCUGCCAUACCGGGUCUUGUGGGCCCUGCUUCCAGAACGUGCCCAUCGAGUGCCGCUGUGGACGCAACACAUUCACAACAAUGUGUCCUCAGGGUGAGAUGCAACCGCCGCAGUGCUUUCGUAUCUGCAAGGCCGGGUUGCACUGUGGCCGUCAUGCCUGCACUGAGCGAUGCUGUCCCGGCGAGCAAAAGGCCAUUGAGCGUCAGGCUAUCCGCCGGAAGCUCAAGUCUCACCUGCGGCCUAGCGACGAGGACUUUGAGGCUGAGCAUAUCUGUACCCGGGUCUGUGGCCGUAUGCUGAAAUGCGGACGGCACACAUGCCCGGAGAUCUGUCACAAGGGGCCCUGCAACACCUGCAGAGAGGCUAUCUUCGAGGAGAUUCCGUGUAACUGCGGUCGAUCUAUCUUGCAUCCGCCUUUGCCCUGCGGGACACAGCCGCCGGCAUGCUCGUUUCCAUGCGAGCGUCCCAAGCCGUGUGGCCAUCCUCAGACGUCCCAUAACUGCCAUACCGACGACGAAAGUUGCCCCAAGUGUCCAUAUCUGACAGAGAAGACCUGCCUCUGCGGCAAGAAAGUUCUGAAGAAUCAGCCCUGCUGGCUUACGGACGCCCGCUGUGGCCAGGUCUGCGGCCAGCUGCUCAAAUGCGGCUCCCACACCUGCCAGAAACACUGUCACCGGCCUGGAGAGUGCGAGGAUGCUACGAAGCCCUGCCAGCAGGCAUGCGGCAAGACAAAGACAAUGUGUGGCCACCCCUGCACCGACCCAUGCCAUGCACCCUAUCCAUGCCCGGAGAAGACGCCCUGCAAGUCCAUGAUCACGGUAACAUGUGACUGUGGACGACUCCGCCAGGAGCGUCGCUGCAACGCCGCCAAGGCCGUUGUUUCCAAGGGCCAGCUUCAGCAAGCGCAGCGCGGGCCAGCCGUGACACCGCUAUCAUGCGACGAUGAAUGCGCUCGCCUUGAACGGAACCGGUCUCUUGCCUCCGCUUUAGGAGUAGACAUCAACCCAACAACCACCGUCUCGCAAUCCCUCACCUCUACCAACCUCCCCUACUCCGCCGAAACCCUCGACAUCUACAUCCAACUUUCCUCCUCCCACCCCUUGUCCACCCUACAAACCAUUGAAUCCACCCUCCACACCCUAGCUACCACAUCAACCGAGCGAUCCACGCGCUUCCAACCCGCUAAAUCCUCCCUCCGCGCCUUCACCCACUCUCUCGCAGCAGACUGGGGCUUCACUAGCGAAAGCUUCGACCCGGAACCCCACCGCCACGUCUUCGUAUUGAAGUCCACUCUCUGGACUCCGCCCGUGUUCGGCACCGGCAACGGCACGGCCAUUGGUAUCGGCGGCAUGAGCGUGGGCGACUGCGUCAAGCUGCGUGAUCGCCAGCGCCUAAAGGAACAAGAAGCGCAGCGUCUCGCCGCCGCGGAGGCCAAAGCCCAACGUGAAGCGGCACGCGCACAUACCAAUGGAUCCGGCGAGGGCGGCUGGGCACAGGUGGCUGCUUCGAAGAGAAGCAAUCUGACUCUCGGUGCGGGACGGGCUUCAGCUCCUUCUUCUGCGUCUACGUCUGGAACGGCUACUCCGGCUGCUGUAGCACCGUGGUCUACUUCUACUAUGUAUGCUGCGCUGGAUCGGGAUGUUGGCGAUGCGGCACAGCCUAAGAAGGAGAAGUUGGUACUUCGGUCGGGAGUGAAGGGGUCGAGAAGUCAGGGGUCGUCGGUAGAGAGAGAGAAGGAUGGCUCGACUGCUGGUGGGGGUGAUGCUUAGUUCUGAAUGAGUUGAUGAGUGAUUCUUCCAACGCUAAACCCUUCUAUGGGUCUAGUGUGGGAAUGUUCAUGUCGUGCUUUCUUUUUCAUGAUGAAUGGCCCAUUGUUGCAAAGUUUAGCGUGCAUAUAUGGCGGCUGGGUAGUUUCAAGCUACGAAAAAAACACAAUGGAUGUUGUAAUUGAUAAAAGCAAUAACAAAUAGGAUGAAGAGAGAGAAAU
Molecule: messenger RNA, 3503 nt
Organism: Aspergillus eucalypticola CBS 122712
Lineage: Eukaryota; Fungi; Ascomycota; Eurotiomycetes; Eurotiales; Aspergillaceae
Product: putative NF-X1 finger transcription factor
Exons: 5
Coding region: 1-3285 (1094 amino acids)
Biological process (GO): negative regulation of transcription by RNA polymerase II
Cellular component (GO): nucleus
Molecular function (GO): DNA-binding transcription factor activity, RNA polymerase II-specific; RNA polymerase II transcription regulatory region sequence-specific DNA binding; zinc ion binding
Source: RefSeq, a predicted model, not a curated record